Capronia coronata CBS 617.96 is the source of this 3849-nucleotide messenger RNA. RefSeq lists its product as uncharacterized. Gene Ontology annotation, cellular component: peroxisomal membrane; cytosol; peroxisome. Gene Ontology annotation, biological process: protein import into peroxisome matrix. NCBI's taxonomy places the organism in Eukaryota, Fungi, Ascomycota, Eurotiomycetes, Chaetothyriales, Herpotrichiellaceae. The transcript has 2 exons. Gene Ontology annotation, molecular function: ATP binding; ATP hydrolysis activity. Bases 1 to 3849 code for a protein of 1282 amino acids. The record is from RefSeq and is a predicted model, not a curated record.
AUGGCUCCAGCCGUGCGGGCUGAGGUCGCUUUGGUGUCCCUCAAAAACUGCCUGGUCAAUUUACCCCCGGGACUGAUUGCACUGAUCAGCAAUACCAAUAUACCUGCCCAGAAUGUCGUUGUCGAGUUACAAUAUAGAUCUCAGACGCUAUCUACGGGGGCUAUCUCGAGCGGCAAUACGGCCGGGUUUCAAAGAUCUGCCUAUGUCGGAUGGACGGGAAUGCCCACACGGUCCCGACCUGCUUCAGUGAUCAACAACGACCGGAGUCGCCCUGGAACCAGGGAGCAAGAGACCCAAGUAGUCGAGAUUGACGCCACAUUUGCCAAAGUGCUCGGUCUGUCCGAAGGUCAGAAGAUUGGCAUUCUGAUCCACCUCGAUCCGCCCGUCGCACACAGUAUCAACAUUGAACCACUGACCCCGGCGGAUUGGGAAGUGAUCGAACUGCACGCCACUUUCUUGGAACUGAACCUGCUAUCUCAAAUCCGAGCACUCCCCAAUCCUGCAUUCAGCAACAAGGCCACCGUCCAGGCCGAGCACACCCAUCCUCUGACUCUGCAUUUGUCACCGACAGCAACGGCAAAUAUCAUCGUGACCUCCUUGGUGCCGCCCGUUCCCAGCACAUGCCCCUUCGCCAAGAUAGCUCCAGAUGCCGAGGUCAUUGUCGCUCCCAAAACUCGACAGAGGGCAGGCCGGAGCGCGAGAGGAGAUUCGAGAAGCAUUGCAAGCAGACGCAGUGGCAAAAGCGGUGUCAGUAACGUUCGCAAUUCGAACUCGAAGAGAGGACCACCCAAAUCUGCAAUCUUCAUGCGAGGCAUCGACCGGGCCACUGCAGACGGCUUCUUCGACGAACCAUCGAAUGCAAGCGCAAGCGCACCUCCCACUGACAAGCUUUGCAUCUGGCUAAGCAGCGACGUGAUUGCAGCAGACGACAUCAAAUCCGCCACAUGGGCCACUGUGACGGUCGUCAAGCCAGCCGGCCUGCGUGCGCAGCUGGACUCUGCCCAGGUGAAUCAACUCAAAGAGGAGGAAAGCAGCGAGGUCGGCAGACCGGCGUCGAAGCUUGUGGCGCAGGUCCUGCCUUGGCCGAACGCGCUCGACGAUCGACAUGCUGUGUUGUCAUCUUCCUUGUGCGAAAUGCUCGGUGUCGAAGGGAUGGUGGGAAUCAUUGUCCGGAUCGAGGCAGCGGCGCCGCCACUCGCACGCUAUUCGAUCAAGAAGUUCCAAUUCUACCCCUUCCUACCGUCCAACUCCAAGAAGAAGGAAGGUCUGAAAUUCGGCGGGGACUCACGAGCGGCGAAACAAGCACUUGCCGACAAGCUCCGCUUGACGUUCUCUGGAGACGAUGGGCUUCUGUCGGGACCGAUCACGGAUGGCAUGGUUUUACCGCCAUCCGGAGACGCAACUUCUGCGUCGUCGUUUGACGGAGGAAUCUUGAGAUUCCGUCACACGACGGAUCAUGACGAGGACCGUGGUGACUCUUGUCUCUGGGUGCAUGGCCAGGAACAAGACGACGACUUCGACAUCAAAGCCGAAGUUCCUCGACCCGUCUCAUUGACCACUCUAUUCCCCACUUUCGCACACGGGAUUCCUCGCCAGGUUCCUCACCUUGUGGGCGCCGACGACCUGCUGAAGCAAUGCAUGUCGAAUCUGACAUUAUGUUCGUCAGUCCUGUUGACCGGUGGAGUCGGGUCCGGCAAGACCUCGCUUGCUCAAUGUAUCUCGCAACGGCUCCGUGAAGACUAUGUGUUCAACGUGACCUACUUCUCGUGCCAGAAGCUGGUGACCGACGAGACGAGGGUGUCUACGAUCAAAGAGACGUUGACGAGACUGUUCAUGACGGCAUCAUGGUGCGCUCGACUCGGCGGCCAGUCGGUCGUGGUGCUCGAUGACCUGGACAAGAUCUGCCCCGUCGAGACCGAGCUGCAGGUCGGAAACGACAACGGCCGCAGCCGCCAGAUCACCGAGAUCUUAUGUUCCAUUGUGCGGCAAUACUGCAGUAUCCAUUCCGGAGUUGGUCUGCUUGCGACGGCGCAGAGCAAAGAUGCAUUGAACAGCGUCAUCAUCGGCGGCCACAUUGUAGGCGACAUCAUCGGCAUCAAAGCGCCCACGAAACAAGUCCGGCGCGACAUCCUCGACUACCUGACCGACGACGGCAGCGUGUCGGCAAAACACGGCAAUGGACACCGUCACACACGAACCCAGAGCGACACGCGAAGCAUGUCCGAAAGCUCAUGGAUGGACCCGUCGAACCCGUCAUCCAGACCCGGCUCGUCAUCCUCUUCGUCUCGCGUCGAAGGGUUCCGCCUCUCCCCAAGUCUAGAUCUCCUGGAUAUCGCAAGCAAAACCGACGGGUACAUGCCCGCAGACUUGGUCCUGCUAGUCUCGCGCGCGCGAAACGAAACCCUGACACGAAUUAUCACGGAAACCGAUUCCAACGAAACCUACCAGUCCACUAUCACCAACAAUAAUAACAGCACCAAUUUCGACGCCCCGCCAACCAUCACCAAAAAGGAUUUCGACGCCGCCUUGAAGAACUUCACACCUUCAUCACUCCGAAACGUCACCCUCACUCACUCCAGCACAACGUUCGCGUCGGUCGGCGGCCUGAAAGCGACACGAAACACGCUCCUGGAGACCCUGCUCUACCCGACGAAAUACGCCCCGAUUUUCGCCCGAUCACCACUCCGCCUACGCUCUGGAAUUUUGUUGUACGGCUACCCCGGAUGCGGGAAGACGCUUCUCGCGUCUGCCGUGGCAGGGGAAUGCAACCUGAACUUCAUCUCGGUCAAAGGCCCGGAGAUUCUGAACAAAUACAUCGGCGCGUCGGAGAAGUCGGUGCGCGACCUGUUUGAGCGCGCCCAGGCCGCGAAGCCGUGCGUGCUGUUCUUCGACGAGUUCGACAGCAUCGCGCCGAAACGCGGGCACGACAGCACCGGCGUCACGGACCGCGUCGUCAACCAGAUGCUCACGCAGAUGGACGGCGCCGAGGGCCUGGAAGGCGUCUAUGUGCUCGCUGCGACGUCGCGCCCUGAUCUGAUCGAUCCAGCGCUCCUGCGGCCCGGUCGCCUGGAUAAGAGUCUGUUGUGCGAUAUGCCGGACAUGGACGAUCGGCUGGAUAUCUUGACAGCCGUGUGUGCGAAGCUGCAGUUGACUCCGGAAGUCGAGAAUCGCUUGCUCAGUGUCGCCCAACUCACGCAGGGCUUGAGCGGUGCCGAUCUGCAGGCGCUGAUGUACAAUGCCCAUCUGGAGGCGAUUCACGAUUUACUGGGCGACGGCUCGAAAUCUGCGCAGGACGGUAAAGAAAGAGUCCGUGGCGGCUCUGGAUACAAUGGUGUCACAAGAACAACAACAGGAGGGAACGGUGGAAGUGCGAAUGGUCCAGGGCCGGGCGCUCGCCGCCGCAGACGCAAUGGUCCGGAGAAGCAUGAUUUCGUCCAGUUUCUGUACUCGCCUGAAGAGGAUGCGCGGGCAAAGAAACUUCUCACUUCGUCCGCCGUGGAUUCAAAGGCUGCCAUUGCCGCGAAGCUGGAUGAGCUGAAACUCGCGCGGAGACGCGAGAAAGAGCUGCUCAGGAAUACUCUAGCUCGACACUCAUCGGCCUCCGCCACGGCGUUUAGAGACGGCCCAGACGGCAAUGCAAGUGGGAAAGAUGAGGGGAACCGCAAAGACGAAGUCAUCAUCGAGUGGAAGCAUGUGGAAAAGUCAUUGGCAACUACCAAAAGCUCCAUCUCUCAUGACGAGAGGAGGAGACUGGCGGCCAUCUAUCGCGAAUUUGUUGUUGGAAGAAAUGGCGAGAUGCCCAAUGGUGAAGGCAAUCGGGACGUCGGUGGACGGACGAGCCUGAUGUGA